Castor canadensis (American beaver) is the source of this 2070-nucleotide messenger RNA. RefSeq names its product peptidyl arginine deiminase 6 (gene Padi6). Gene Ontology annotation, cellular component: nucleus; cytoplasm. NCBI's taxonomy places the organism in Eukaryota, Metazoa, Chordata, Mammalia, Rodentia, Castoridae. Gene Ontology annotation, molecular function: calcium ion binding; protein-arginine deiminase activity. The record is from RefSeq and is a predicted model, not a curated record.
AGCUCAGACAGUCGUGCCAUGUCCUUCCAGACCACCGUCUGCCUGUCCCUGGACACUCCUGCCCGUGCCGUCUGUGUCCUGGGAGUGGAGAUCAGCUUGGACCUCAGUGGGUGUGCCCCCAAGAACUGUGAAUCCUUCACCAUCCAAGCCUCUCCGAGGGUCUGCAUGGAUGUCUCUGGCACGGUCAUCACCGGGAGGGACACCGAAGUCUGGCGGCCCCUGUCCAAUCCCAUGAACGCGCUGGUGAGGAUGGUCUCACCUAGCCCUGCCGUGGAUGAGGACAAGGUGCUGGUGUCUUACUACUGCCCCAGGGAGGAGGUCCCCACGGCCUCAGCUGUGCUGUACCUCACCGGCAUUGAGGUCUCUCUGGAGGCGGACAUCUACCGUGAUGGUCAACUCGCGAUGCCAAGUGACAAACAAGCUAAGAAAAAAUGGGUGUGGGGCCCCAGCGGCUGGGGAGCCAUCCUGCUGGCAAAUUGCAGCCCCAUUGAGCCAAGCCAGCUCAUUGACGGGGACAGCAACAAGGUGCUCUUCUCUGAAGAAAUAAAGAAUCUGUCCCGGCUGACUCUGACCGUCCAAGGCCCCUGCUGCAUCUUGAAAAACUACCGGCUGAUCCUCCACACCUCUGAGGACGAGGCGAGGAAGGCAAGGGUCUACUGGCCCCGGGAAGAUACCUUUUGUACUUUUGAGCUGGUGCUGGGGCCUGGCCAGCGCUCAUAUACCCUGGCUCCAGCUGAGAACCACAGGAAAGAGACCUUCUAUGUGGAGGCUACAGAGUUCCCAUCUGCCAGCUUUUCAGGCCUGAUUUCUUUCUCUGUCUCCCUGGUGGAAGAGUCUCAAGAUCCGUUAACACCAGAGACCCCGAUAUACAAAGACAUGGUGUUCCGGGUAGCUCCUUGUAUCUUCACCCCCAGCACCCAGAUGCCUCUAGAGGUAUACCUGUGCAGAGAGCUCCAGCUACAGGGUUUUGUGAACACGGUGAUGGAGCUGAGUGAAAAGAAUAACGUUCAGGUGGCAUCUGUCUACGAGGACCCCAACCGCCUGGGCAGGUGGCUCCAGGAUGAGAUGGCCUUCUGCUACAGCCAGGCCCCCCACAAGACGGUUUCCUUGCUUCUCGACACCCCUCGGGCUGCCAUGCUGGAAGACUUCCCCAUGAAAUACUCACUGAGCCCUGGUGUUGGCUAUGUGACCCGACGUACUGAGGACCAUCGGGUAGCCAGCUUGGACUCCAUUGGGAACCUGAUGGUGUCCCCACCUGUCAAGGUCCAGGAGAAAGAAUACCCCCUAGGCAGGGUCCUCAUUGGCAGCAGCUUUUACCCCAGUGCAGACAGUCGGACCAUGAGCAAGAGCCUGCUCGACUUCCUCUGCGCCCAGCAGGUCCAGGCACCUGUGGAGCUCUUUUCGGACUGGUUAAUGACUGGCCACGUGGACGAGUUCAUGUGCUUCGUCUCAGUAGAUGACAAGAGUGAGAAUGAAAAAGGCUUCCGGCUGCUCCUGGCCAGCCCUAGUGCCUGCUAUGAGUUGUUCCAAGAGAAGCAGAAGGAGGGCUAUGGGGACGCAACUCUGUUUGAAGAGGUCCGAGCAGACCAGCUCCUUUCCAAUGGACGGGAGGCCGGAACCAUCAACCAACUUCUAGCUGACAAAAGCUUGAGAAAGCAGAACGACUAUGUGGAGAAGUGCAUCUGCCUGAACCGUGCCAUCCUGAAGAAGGAGCUGGGCCUGGUGGAGAAGGACAUCAUAGAUCUUCCCCAGCUCUUCUGCCUGGAGCAGCUGACGAACAUCCCCUCCGACCAGAAGACCCCAAAACUCUUCGCACGGCCUUAUUUUCCUGAUGUGCUGCGGAUGAUUGUGAUGGGCAACAAUCUGGGGAUCCCUAAGCCCUUUGGGCCCCAAAUCAAGGGUACUUGCUGCCUAGAAGAAAAGAUCUGUCACUUGUUGGAGCCCCUGGGCCUGCAGUGCACUUUCAUUGAUGACUUCGACUGCUACCUGACUGACAUCGGAGACUUCUGCGCCUGUGCCAACAUCCGCCGGGUGCCCUUUGCCUUCAAGUGGUGGAAGAUGAUGCCUUAG